Sinocyclocheilus anshuiensis is the source of this 399-nucleotide messenger RNA. RefSeq names its product protein krueppel-like. The record is from RefSeq and is a predicted model, not a curated record. The annotation marks the transcript as partial. The transcript has a single exon. Lineage: Eukaryota; Metazoa; Chordata; Actinopteri; Cypriniformes; Cyprinidae. Gene Ontology annotation, biological process: regulation of transcription by RNA polymerase II. Gene Ontology annotation, molecular function: RNA polymerase II cis-regulatory region sequence-specific DNA binding; DNA-binding transcription factor activity, RNA polymerase II-specific.
CUCCUGACAGCUCAGCACCUGCAGCAGCAGACCGGAGAGUGUCUCACGGCUUGUUGCAGCGGAUCGAACCCUAAAAGCCUGUCUCUCUCAGAGCCGGCCCAGACCCACAGUCGUCCCUCGGCGGACCGGCCGUACCACUGCCAGGACUGCGGCAAGUACUUCCGGAUCAACGACAUCAAGCGGCACCAGCGCAUCCACAGCGGAGAGCGGCCCUUCCCCUGCUUCCAGUGCGGCAAGAACUUCCCCACGUCUGGGGACCUGAAGAGACACGAGCGCAUCCACACGGGCGAGCGGCCCUACCACUGCCUGCAGUGCGGCAAGAACUUCUCCGACUCGGGCCACCUCAAGCAGCACGAGAGGAUGCACACGGGCGAGCGGCCCUACCAGUGUCCGCAGUGC